This is a messenger RNA of Penicillium paradoxum, 1371 nucleotides long. RefSeq names its product iron-sulfur cluster assembly protein CIA1 (gene cia1). Bases 1 to 1371 code for a protein of 456 amino acids. Gene Ontology annotation, biological process: iron-sulfur cluster assembly. NCBI's taxonomy places the organism in Eukaryota, Fungi, Ascomycota, Eurotiomycetes, Eurotiales, Aspergillaceae. Gene Ontology annotation, molecular function: protein binding. The transcript has a single exon. Gene Ontology annotation, cellular component: cytosolic [4Fe-4S] assembly targeting complex. The record is from RefSeq and is a predicted model, not a curated record.
AUGUCUUCCCGGAAGAUCACAAUCAAACAUCUAUCAGACCUCACCCCACCUUCUCAAGAACGAACUUGGCUCACAACCCCCCAUCCAACCCUCCCAAUAGUCGCAACUUGCAGCUCGGACAAGACCAUCCGCCUCUACUCCCUCACAAACUUCACACUCCUUUCGACCAUCACUGGCGGACACAAACGGUCCGUACGCACAGCAGCAUGGAAACCGCACAUGUCAGGCGAGUCUGUGCUCGCGACCGGCAGUUUUGAUGCAACAGUUGGCAUCUGGCGGAGGUGGGAUAGUUACGGGCGGGAAGAUGGAACUGGGUGGGGGACGGGUGGGAGCAAAGAGACCACAGCAUCCGCAGCAGUAACUCUCAAGCCAACUGAUGUGGACACUGUCUCAGACCGCGAAGAAGACGAGGAGGAAUGGCGAUUUGCCGUACUACUGGACGGACAUGACAGCGAAGUCAAGUCUGUAUCAUGGUCAGCAUCUGGCAUGCUACUUGCGACGUGCUCACGCGACAAGUCGAUUUGGAUCUGGGAAGAUCUCGACGAUGGUGAUAACAACUUUGAGACCGUGGCUGUAAUGCAGGAGCACGGCGGCGAUGUGAAGUGUGUUACAUGGCACCCUACAGAGGAGUGUUUAGCUAGCGGGAGCUACGACGACACGAUCCGACUUUGGCGGGAGGAUCUGGAUGAUUGGGGGCAAGUUGCUUGCAUUAAGGGGCAUGGAGGCACGGUGUGGUUUUUGGAUUGGGAGGGGGAGAAUAAUGUGCCUCGUGGUCCUUCCUCACCUGAAGCCGAGUCCGAAUUGAGCGCUUUGGAAGCUCAAUGGCGCACCCAAACAGCUCUCUCGGGACCGCGAUUGAUCUCCUGCUCAGACGACCGCACCGUGCGUGUGUGGCAGCGCCAACCGAAGGAAGCACAGCAACAAACGGCGCUAUCGUCGGCUACGACAGGAAUACCGAGCAUCAUCCGACCUAUGGGGACGGAUGAAGUGUGGGAGGAGAACGCCGUGCUCCCACUUGCACAUGAGCUACCUGUUUAUGCUGUCGCGUGGAGUAAGCGGAGUGGGCUUGUUGCUUCGACUGGUGCUGAUGGGCGCAUUGCGAUCUACGAGGAGCGGAUUAUUGCCCAAAAGCAGGACCAGGAGCAAGAUAAUGCUGAUCCGGAUGCUAUGGAUACGACAUCUGCUGAUGAACUAACGGCAUUGCGAACGGAAUGGGUGCUUGUUGCUGUUCAGGAUGGCGCGCAUGACAUCUACGAGAUUAAUCAUGUCGCUUGGGCGAAAAGGGCAGAUCGUGGGUCUGGGACUGAGGAAGAGGUGCUCAUUUCGACGGCCGAUGAUGGCAGUGUCAAAGUUUGGACUGUGACAGAGUGA